This is a messenger RNA of Astrephomene gubernaculifera, 431 nucleotides long. The record is from the annotation of a GenBank genome assembly. Lineage: Eukaryota; Viridiplantae; Chlorophyta; Chlorophyceae; Chlamydomonadales; Astrephomenaceae.
GCCUGGAUGAGGUGCGCGAAAUGGAGCGGGCCGCAUCUCGGUUGCGGCCAGCGGCCGGCGCCGGUUGGAUCAAGCUUGGAGCGGGCGGGUUUGGCUCGGUAACAGCUGGUGUUACAGCUUCCGCACGCAGGGUGGCCAUCAAGCGGUUUACACUGGGCCCAAGCACCAGUACCGACGUCCUUCGUGCUAUCCGGCAGAACAUCACAGUGGGGAUGACCUGCUGUUCUGAGAACCUGUUGCAGCUCGUAGGGAUAGCCCAUAGCCCGGCGGGAUCGGUAACUGGUCUGGUCUGGGAGGAGGCGACCCAUGGCAGCCUGGAACCGCCAGGACCCAACCUGCCACUCCAGCAGGUUGUCGGGCUGCUUGCUGACGCCGCCAAUGGCGCUGCAGUGUUGCACGACGCAGGGCUGGUUCACAGGGAUAUCAAGCCU